AUGGCCCUGCUCUCCAACAUGUUCAUUGACAUGUGGAUCCUUUUCUACACGACGGCGGCAGCCACGGGGAACUUAGGUCCCUCGGUGGCCUUACCGAUUCUUGUGCGGGUGAGUUUGCCACUUCGGGACAUGACCUCAUCAGAACUUCGGCGAGCCAUUUUCUCAGCCAAGUUGGGCGAACGCCUCUUCGCCUACAACUUUCCAUCUUGCUUCUUGCUGCCCUUUGUGUCAGGGCCUUGGCAGAGCUCGGAACUGGAGAUGUCGUACAUAGUGCGAAGCUUUGUCGGGGCCCUGGUGGCAAAAAUGGACGUUAAGCUUGGGCCGCUGGGCAACGUCGCACUGCCCUAUGAGGUUCACGGUCAUCGUUCCCUACCAUCUGUACAGCAAGCUGGUGGGUUCGCAGCCAAUCAGUAUUGUCCUCAGCUGUGGAGCAUUGUGGAGACAGUCAAAGAGGUGCAGAUGCCUGCCUCCUGUGGGGAGCUCAAAGCCCCAUCAUGCCAGAUGGGCAGCAUGACAGCGGAGGUCCUGAACAUGACCCAAGCCACAGUGUCGCUCUUGUUCAGUCCAGGAGCCGUGCUUGAUGUGAUCGUCAGUUGUGGCAAGUUGGCACAUGCUGACGCUCUCGGAGGCUACGUGUGCUCAACGCUCCUCUUUCUGUUCAUGAGCCAUCUUUUCGUGUACGCUUUGCACUUAGACCUUUAG
Messenger RNA from Symbiodinium natans, 702 nucleotides. NCBI's taxonomy places the organism in Eukaryota, Dinophyceae, Suessiales, Symbiodiniaceae. The record is from the annotation of a GenBank genome assembly.